CCCACAUCAAUUCCUAACGUCUCUCUGUCUCUCUCAUUACCUACAUCUCAAGUUCAGCAGCAGUACCAACCAACCUUUCUCUGCCCCCCUGCUUUUAAUUAUCAUGGCUUCCUUCCACAACUUUCUUUCUUCUAAAGAUCUCAUUUUUCCUUUCUUAGUGUUAAUGUAAUCGAAGCUCCCUUAACAAAAUUCAAUGGGGAAGAAAGGAGGUAGCUCAUGGUUGACUGCUGUCAAAAGGGCUUUCAGAUCUCCCACUAAAGAUGACGACGAAAAGAGGAGAGACAAACGUCGAUGGAUUUUUAGAAAACCAACUAAUCAGCAGCCGGAGCCACUCGCUGCCCACCAGCCGCCGUCUAAGCCGGCACCGGCUCUACCCAUUGAUUCUGUAGCUUUAGAAGACCAGAAACAUGCGCUUGCAGUGGCUGAAGCUGCCAUGGUUGCUGCUAGAGCGGCUGCACAAGCUGUCCACCUUACCCGACCUGCUCGGCCUGGGUUGGAUCGACAUAGUCUCGCCGCCAUUGUGAUUCAAACGGCCUUUAGAGGAUAUCUGGCAAGGAGGGCUCUGCGGGCAUUGAAGGGGUUAGUGAAGUUGCAAGCAUUAGUGAGAGGACACAAUGUGAGGAAGCAAGCAAAGACAACACUGCAAUGUAUGAAAGCAUUAGUGAGAGUACAGGAAAAAGUGCUGGAUCACCGGAUGCGACUCUCCCUCGAGGGCAGCCGACGGUCGACCUUUAGUGACACCAACAGCGUCUACGAAUCUCGCUAUCCUCAAGACGUGUCUGAAAGGAAGACUAUUAAGUGUGUGUCAAGAGAAGGAAGCAGCAUUACGGAGGAUUGGGAUGAACGUGCUCACACAGUUGAAGAAGUUAAGGCAAUGUUACAACUUAGAAGAGAUGCUGCUUUGAAUCGUGACAACAUUUUAUCUCAUUCCUUUUCUCAGCAGAUAUGGAGGACUGGAAAGAGCCCAUCAAUAGGAAAUCAAACAGAGCUUGAAGAAGGACAAAAAUGGUUAGACCAAUGGAUGGCAAAGAAGCCAUGGGAGAGCAGGGCAAGAGCUUCCACAGAUCACAGACCACAGCCCCUUAAAACCCUUGAAAUCGACACCUCUCGACCCUACUCCUACUUAUCUCCCAACAAUCUCCACACAACAAAUUAUCAACCUCAAUCCCAAAGAUCGAACUCGCUUUCAUCCUCCUCCCCACUCCACAGAGCCCAUCAACACCAAUUCUCCAUCACCCCAUCCCCGUCAAAAUCACGACCAGUCCCUCAAGUUCGGUCGGCGAGUCCUCGCUACAGCAGAGAAGAUAGAAAUCAAAUCAACCAUCACCAAAUUACAUCCCAAACACCAAGCUUGAGGUCAAAAUAUCAAUAUCAAAAAGGGGGUAGUGGUGGAGGGACUUCAAUGCCAAAUUACAUGGCAGCAACAGAGUCAGCCAAGGCACGAGUGCGGUCACAAAGUGCACCAAGGCAAAGGCCAGCAACGCCCGAGAGGGAACGAGUUGGUGGGACUGCAAGGAAACGGCUAUCGUUUCCAGUACCGCCGGAUCCUUAUGGUAGAAUAGCAGGGUGUUCUGUUUAUGGGAAUAGCAUGAAGAGUCCAAGUUUUAAGAGUGCUUGUGGAAGGUUUGGUGGGUUAGAGGAACAGUCAAAUUAUUCUUCUUGCUAUACAGAAAGCCAUGGAGGAGAGGUUUCUCCAUCUUCAACCACUGAUCUUAGAAGGUGGUUGAGAUGAUGAACAAAGCCACAAAGUUGAGGAAUUUAAUUUUAAGAGGCUUUUGUACUUGAAGAUUUCGAAGUGUAAACAGGUUCAGCAGAUGAAUUAGCACUCAAUUGAAUAAUUUUCUUUUGUCCU
Messenger RNA from Cucumis melo (muskmelon), 1852 nucleotides. RefSeq names its product protein IQ-DOMAIN 17. The record is from RefSeq and is a predicted model, not a curated record. Lineage: Eukaryota; Viridiplantae; Streptophyta; Magnoliopsida; Cucurbitales; Cucurbitaceae. Gene Ontology annotation, molecular function: protein binding. The transcript is spliced from 5 exons. Bases 194 to 1732 code for a protein of 512 amino acids.